This is a messenger RNA of Drosophila persimilis, 1318 nucleotides long. RefSeq names its product protein THEM6. The coding region runs from base 214 to 1020 and encodes 268 amino acids. Lineage: Eukaryota; Metazoa; Arthropoda; Insecta; Diptera; Drosophilidae. The record is from RefSeq and is a predicted model, not a curated record. The transcript is spliced from 4 exons.
UUUCGUUUUUGGUUUUUUUUCUUGUGUUUCUUAGUUUGCUGUUACCGGAACUGUUCUAGCACCAAGGCCCCGGGCCCGCACGCACCCAGCCCACCGCCCAACGCCCAACGCGCCCAACGCAUAGCGUCUACGUCAGAGCCACAGGCACAGGCCACCGCUCCAGCCACAGAGAGUCGAAUCACCUCCAUCCAUCCAGCAGCAUCUGCUCAAGCCAUGGAGCAGCUGUGCUACCUGGCGCUGAGCUGCCUCCUGGUCAUCGUGGUCCUCUAUGGACUGCUCGAGCUGCAUUACUUCCUGCGCAUGUGCGUUUGUGUGGUGCUGGCGCGUUUUGUGAAGCGACGCUGCCACAUACUGGACGCCACCACGGUGAACGGUCUGUGCCUCACCAACGAUGUGGACACGCUGCUGUACCACAUGAACAAUGCCCGCUACUUCCGGGAGCUUGACUUUGCCCGCGUGGACUUCUACGAGCGGAGCAGUCUGUAUCGCACCAUCACGGCCAUGGGGGGAUCCGUAUUCCAGGGCGCGGCCACCAUACGUUAUCGUCGUUUCAUACGACCCUUUCAUCGCUUCAAAAUCGUCUCCAGGAUCGUGUACUGGGAUGACCAGUCGCUGUUCAUGGAGCACCGUUUCUUGCGGCCGUCGGACAAGUUUGUGCACUGCAUAGCCAUUUGUCGGCAGCGCGUCAUUGACGUGUCCAUGGAUGCGGUGAUGGCAGAGCUACUGCCGCGGACGGCCUCGGAUCACUUCCGGCCAACGGAACGGGAACGGCACGUGGCCCCCGUUUCUGGGGCUAGCCUGCAGCCGAUGGGCGCAGCCGGGGGCAUCAGCAAUCCCGCGAUGGACCAAUCCUCUCUGGCGGAGAACGGACAUGCAGCAGCGGCAGCGGCGACAACACCAACAGCGACGGUGACGGCGCUGGGGCACUGCGCAAAGCUAAAGCCAUCGCUGCCGCCGGAUCUGUCCAAGUGGAUCGAGUACAAUGACAUGUCCAGCAAGAAUCUACGCAGCGGCUGCUGACGGGAAAGUGGGACCCGUCGCCUCUCCUGAUACGUUUCGCGGCUGUUAGCUGAGAAAAACAAACUGUGCUACUCGUACUAUGUAUACAUUAUUAAGUGGUCCAAGCGACCCUAGGCGUAAGUGUCCGCCCCUAAGCCGUAGCUUUAUCUAAUGUAUGAUGAUCAUCAUUCAUGUUUGAACCAAACCCAAACCCAAACCCAAGCCCAAAUCCAAGGCCCCCCCCCCAUUGGUAGUCCCAAGUGUGUGUAAGAUUAUGAUGUACAAUGAUUGUGUUUAGUAAAACAAAAGUAAAACUCUC